Mesorhabditis belari is the source of this 420-nucleotide messenger RNA. The record is from the annotation of a GenBank genome assembly. NCBI's taxonomy places the organism in Eukaryota, Metazoa, Nematoda, Chromadorea, Rhabditida, Rhabditidae.
GUUGGCGGAGUGAGAUGCCGAUCGGCGAGUGCACUGUGCUUUAAGAGAUCGACCUGCAAUGCGUUUCGACUCGAGAUUGAGGUUGCAAGUAUGAGAUACUCUCCGUCAUCGGGAAAGGAUCAUUCUCACAGGCCAGUACGCCACAAGAGCUCCGUCACCAUCUUCGUUCCAGGUGCUCCGGGUACGGCAUCGAAUCUCGAGGAUGUAUUUCGCGGUGAAACUUUGGCGGCUGAUUUCGGGCUGUCAGUAUUGGAUUGCACAUUUCUCACCGACUCCAGCAUCCCUAAUAUGAUUCGGCUAGAGGAGCCUCGCUCACCAGGCGACCCCGUUCCGGCAGAACACAAUGACGGAAACGUGCCCGGAACACCCGGUAUAUCACUUUACGGAAUUGUUGCUCCAAGAUUACCGCAUGCUUACCGA